AUGGCCGACCGCCUGCUCGUCAGUGAGCGGCAGCGGGGGAACCCGCUGCUCAAGCACCUGCGCAACGUCGCCUGGCGCUUCGAGAAGAAGCUCGUGCCCGACUACGUCGUCGGCGAGAAGCACUGCGCCGUCUUCAUCUCCAUCCGCUACCACCUCCUGAAGCCGUCCUACCUGAGCCGGCGCCUCGCGGAGCUCAAGGCCGAGACCUGGCGGCUGCGCGUCCUGCUGUGCCACGUCGACCUCGACGACGCGGCCAAGGCGCUCCACGAGCUCAACGUGCUCGCGGUCAAGGCGGAGUGCACGCUCAUCUUAGGCCACAGCGACCGCGAGUGCGCGCGCUACCUCGAGUGCUUCAAGGCCUACGAGCGCAACAGCGCGGCGUGCAUCAAGGACAAGGUCGACGGGACGCACCACGCGCAGCUCGCCGACGCGUUGACGACGAUCAAGCCCGUGAACAAGACGGACGUCGCGACGCUCGCGGGCCGCUUCGCGACGUUCCGCGACCUGCUCAGGGCGCCCGUGGAGGAGCUCCGCGACGCGCCGGGCCUCGGCGACAAGAAGGUCGCGCGCCUCUACGACGCGUUCCACGUGCCCUUCUCCCAGGCGGCGAAGCGGAAGCGCGACGCCGCGCGCCGCGCCGCGGACGACGCGGCCGUCGACGAGGCCGGCGAGGAGGCGCUCGACGCCCUCGACGCGGCGGAGGCGAAGCGGCCGCGCGCCGACGGCGACGUAAGCUAG
Messenger RNA from Aureococcus anophagefferens, 738 nucleotides. RefSeq lists its product as hypothetical. The transcript has a single exon. Gene Ontology annotation, molecular function: damaged DNA binding; single-stranded DNA binding. The record is from RefSeq and is a predicted model, not a curated record. NCBI's taxonomy places the organism in Eukaryota, Pelagophyceae, Pelagomonadales, Pelagomonadaceae. Gene Ontology annotation, biological process: UV-damage excision repair; mitotic recombination; nucleotide-excision repair. Bases 1 to 738 code for a protein of 245 amino acids. Gene Ontology annotation, cellular component: nucleotide-excision repair factor 1 complex; ERCC4-ERCC1 complex; nucleus.